CAUAUUGAUGAUUGCGUGUACAUUGGCAGUAGCUGUGGCUAGGCCAGAGCCACCCAGUGGACGUUAUGGACCUCCAGCGGCACCACAACAAAAGUACGGACCACCACCAGCCCCUCAAAAGGACUACGGUCCACCACCAUCGGCACCGGCCCAACAAUAUGGCCCACCUAAACCACAACCGCUUCCUCUUUACGGACCACCAGCUCCAUUCUAUGGACCACCAGCAGCUGAAAAUAUAAUCACCAAGAACGUUUAUGUUCACGUACCACCAGAGGAACCCGAGGAGUAUCCAGCUAGUGCGCCAAUUCAAAUUUCACAACCCAAGAAGCACUACAAAAUCAUUUUCAUCAAAGCACCAAAUCCUCCCUCACCAGCCGCACAAGUUCUUCCUCCACCACCGCAGGACGAACACAAAACUUUGGUUUACGUUCUUGUCAAGAAACCCGAACCUCCAGCACCGCUCAUCCUGCCAACACCAGCACCAACCGAACCAAGCAAGCCAGAGGUUUACUUUAUCAAGUACAAGAAUGCCGCAAAACCAGCCCUCGAAUACGGUCCACCGCCAUCGAAGCCAGCAGAAGAAUAUGGUCCACCAGAAAAGUUCUAAAAUAUACACCAUCCCCAUCAUAGUUUUUCCCGCAUCUCACAUCUCAUACCUAAAAGGACAUACAAAACUACGCAUGCAAACAUCGAAAAAAUUAAAGUUAUACAAAAAUAUGAUCCUUAAAAUUAAGCGAAACCGAAAACAAAAAUUAAACAAAAUGCCAUUUGCUGUUAAAAACUAUAAUUUUUAAAUUUGUUGUUAAUGUUAAUUUUAUAUAUAUUUAAAAUUUGUUAUUUGUUAUUUCCUUUUUGUUUUGUUUAUUGUUAAAUGUUGAAUAGUUUUCCAGUUGAGUGUGGAUCCUGUAUUUUUCAGCGAGUCCUUGCGAUAGUGGUUAUUUUUUUUUUUGCAGUGUAAAUAAAAGAAACGAACGAAAUUUUAAAAAAGAAAA
This is a messenger RNA of Eupeodes corollae, 992 nucleotides long. RefSeq lists its product as uncharacterized. Bases 8 to 607 code for a protein of 199 amino acids. The record is from RefSeq and is a predicted model, not a curated record. The transcript is spliced from 2 exons. Lineage: Eukaryota; Metazoa; Arthropoda; Insecta; Diptera; Syrphidae.